Propithecus coquereli (Coquerel's sifaka) is the source of this 768-nucleotide messenger RNA. Its product is annotated as tetratricopeptide repeat protein 16-like. The record is from RefSeq and is a predicted model, not a curated record. Bases 1 to 768 code for a protein of 255 amino acids. Lineage: Eukaryota; Metazoa; Chordata; Mammalia; Primates; Indriidae. The transcript is spliced from 3 exons.
AUGGGGACUCUCAUGUCCUCAGAGAAGAAACCGGACAAGGUGACGUCCCUGUCGGACAGCUACCUCGACGAGACCUCUUCAGGCUCCGCCUUGGGCUUGAGGAUCAUGAGCACCUCGGAGAUGGAGACGUCAACUACCUGCGAGGAGUAUAGGAGCACCUCUGCUACCGCUGUGACAUUCUCCGACUCCUCACUCCUGAAGACUCAAUCCUCAGACUCCAGAAACAACAGGGAGGACCUGCACCUGAGCCACAGCCCCAGAAAAGCCAAGGCUACCCAGGGCCAGGGGCAGAGGCCCAGCAAGACCAAGGCCACUCAGGGACAGAAGCAGAGCCCCAGCAGGAGCCCCAGCAGGAGCCCCAGCAAGACCAAGGCCACCCAGGGAAAGAGUCGGAGGCCCAGGAAGAUCAAGGCCACCCAGAGCCCAAGGCAGAGGCUCAGAAAGUCCAAGGGCUGGAGCUGCAGAUCCAGCAAAGCUGAUGCCACCCAGGGCUGGGGACUGAUCCGAAGUUCCAGCAAGACCAAGGCUUCCCUUGACCUAGAUUGGAGCCCCAGGAAGCCUGAGGCCACCCAGGGCCAGAGCCAGAGGCUCAGCAAGGCUGAGACUGCCCGGAGCUGGAGCCAGAGCACAAGCUCAAGUUCCAGCAAUGCUGAGUCCAUCUGGGGACCAAGCCCAGCUCCCAGCAAAGCCAAGACCACCCAGAGGCCGAGCCAGAGCCACAGCAAAACCGAGGCUGGUCAGGACACUGGCAGCUAUUAUGCUCCCUGA